This is a messenger RNA of Nicotiana tabacum (common tobacco), 993 nucleotides long. The record is from RefSeq and is a predicted model, not a curated record. Lineage: Eukaryota; Viridiplantae; Streptophyta; Magnoliopsida; Solanales; Solanaceae.
GAUUCUCAAGCCAACCGGAAUCCUCCGGAAACUUUACUCCACUUUUCUUCAGCUCUCUACGACUCUCUUCUCCCUCUUCAAAAACUUCAAUUCAUACCAAAAAGCCAUUCAGCAAAUCGCAAACGAACAAGUUAUCAGAGACAAAAAAUAAUGUUCCUCUUCUUCGUAGGAGGGCUAGAGCAGCAGGCGAGACAGGUAUUGAAGAGCGGAGUAGGGAGGUGUAUAGCAUGCGGAUCACGUGCUGACCUCGUCGACUACGAGAAGGUUCUGAAGCUCUUCUUUGUUCCGGUUUGGAGAUGGCCAGGGAAAGAGCCGGUGAUGUACUGCAACCACUGCAAUCUUUUCUUCCCUCAAUCUCUAACUCCUCCGUCGCGACCACCGUCGUCCAUGGCCGAUGUCCCGGAAGUUCUUAGGUGUCAGUUCUGUCGCCGGGAAGUGGAUGGCGAAUUCCGAUUCUGCCCCUUCUGUGGUAAUGCACUGUGAAUUUCUGAUAUAUAACAGGCGCUUCAGGGUUUUUAAUUCGUAUAAAUGUUUGUAAUUAUCUUCUUUCUUUCAAUAAGUGUGAGUUUGAGGAAUAAAUUUGGUUGUUCUGUUUUGAUAGUGUAUUAUACUAUAUGAGUAAUUAAUCAUCUAUUGUUAGGAAAUUUAUAAAGUACAUACUGUAGAAAUGACGACUGGAUUAUUGCAUACCAAUAUAGAUGUGUAAUUACUUAAACCAAUUAAUUAGUGCCCAUUUUGAUGGCUCUAAAACUGUAGAGCACUUUAAACAUGGCAGUAUUGAAAUUUGAAAGUGUUCCCUGGAAAUAAAUUAAUCAAUUAUAAUUAGAAGAAAAAAAAUAUAACUUGAGAAGCAUUUAGCUACCAGGACCAACAAUUCCUAAUAUAUAAGUGAAGGGGAAUUGUUGGUCUAUUUCUAAGGGGACAGCAGUCAUAUUGAAUGCAGAUUAAUUCAAUACUCAUCAUAAUCAUAUUGUUGAUCAUAGUCAUAUCCUC